GCGCUGCCUGGGCUGAUGCUGGGACUCGCCGCGCGGCUGCUGCCCGGCGCCGUGGUCCCGACAGCACGCGAGCCGCGGGGAGUCGCCGCUGGAGAGGGGCUCGGCGCCCGGCGGGGACUGCAGGCGAUGACUCAGGAUGCAGCCAGGGGCCACGACGUGCACGGAGGACCGUAUCCAGCAUGCCCUGGAGCGCUGCCUGCAUGGCCUCAGCCUCAGCCGCUGCUCUACCUCCUGGUCAGCCGGGCUGUGUCUCAACUGCUGGAGCCUGCAGGAGCUGGUCAGCAGGGAUCCGGGCCACUUCCUUAUCCUCCUGGAGCAGAUCUUACAGAAGACUCGAGAGAAAAAAAAGAAAGUGCAGAAAAAGAAAGCGCUGCUCUGUUCUGCACCUGUGAUGAGCCUCACGCUGCCUUCCUGUCCCGUCCACAGGUCCAGGAGAAGGGCACCUAUGACCUUCUCGCCCCCCUGGCUCUGCUUUUCUACUCCACUGUUCUCUGCACACCACACUUCCCGCCAGAUUCAGAUCUCCUUCUGAAAGCAGCCAGAACCUACCACCGCUUCCUGACCUGGCCUGUUCCCUACUGCAGUAUCUACCAGGAGCUGCUCACCUUCAUUGAUGCUGAACUCAAGGCCCCAGGAAUCUCCUACCAGCGGCUGGUGAGGGCCGAGCAGGGCCUGUCCAUCAGGAGUCACCGCAGUUCUACCGUCACCGUGCUGUUGUUGAACCCGGUGGAGGUUCAGGCCGAGUUCCUCGCCGUGGCCAAUAGGCUGAGCGCACCCGGCCACUCGCCCCACAGCGCCUACACCACGCUGCUCCUUCACGCCUUCCAGGCCACCUUCGGGGCCCACUGCGACCUCCCAGGCCUGCACUGCAGGCUGCAGGUAUGUGCCCGGGGCCCCUGGGGUUUAUUUAGCAUCACUCCCCCCUCCCAUCAGAGCAGAGUCCCUCUCUGGCUCUGUCCCGGUGCUGCCGUCUCCCGGGUACGCCGGCCUCCCCCCACCCGGGCCAGCCCGGCCCCUUCCCCUCUCUGGGCCGCAGCGACGAGCUCGGGACUAGCACUCCCCGCCCCCCCCCCCAAGUUGGCGGUGCUCUGGCCCUGGUCUGGGCCCUUCUCUGGCGCCCGUGUCCCGAGAAGAGGGGCCCCGGGCAGGAGGCCCGGCCCCCUGGCCAGCUGUGAGUGCAGGUGGGUGACGAGGCAGGGAGGAGACCGGUGGGUGCUGCCGUCGGCGAGACCCCGGGACCUGGAGGGGUGGGGCCGGCGAGCCGCGGUUCGGCAGCAAGCCCGUCCGCCCCUGGGGUUUCAGUCCAAGAGCCUGGCCGAGCUGGAAGACAUCUUCACGGAGACCGCGGAGGCACAGGAGCUGGCGUCCAGCAUCGGGGACGCGGCCGAGGCCCGGCAGUGGCUCAGGACCAAGCUGCAGGCGGUGGGAGAGAAAGCCGGCUUCCCUGGUGUCUUAGACACGGCCAAACCCGGCAAACUCUGCACCAUCCCCAUCCCGGUGGCCAGGUGCCACACCUACAACUGGAACCAGGACAGCUUCGACGUCCUGCAGGAGAUCCUGCUCCAAGAACAGGAGCUGCUCCAGCCAGGGAUCCUGGGGGACGAGGAGGAGGAAGAGGAGGAGGAGGAGGAGGACGACGACUUGGAAACGGAAGGGCGUUGCGCCCAGAGGGACUCCCUGCUCUCCACCAGCUCCGCGGUCUUCCACGACUCCACCCUGUCCCUUGCCUCGCCCCAGGCCUCGGGGCCCACCCUGUCCCGCCAGCUGCUGACCUCCUUCGUGUCAGGCCUCUCGGACGGCGUGGACAGCGGCUACGUGGAGGACAGCGAGGACAGCUCCUCCUCGGGGUGGCCCAAGAGGCCUGGCGGCCAGGGGCGCCGGCUCCACCGCCGGCCGGGGCAGAAGUUCAACAGGAUCUAUAGACUGUUCAAGAGCACGGGCCAGCUGGUGCUGCGGCGGGACUCCCGGGGCGCGGAGGGCGGCGGCGCGGACGCAGCCCUGCCCCUGCGGCGGGCGGGGAGCCUCUGCGGCCCCCUGGACGGCGCGGCCCCGCCGCCGCCGGCGUCCCGGCCCCAGCGCUCCCGCUCUCUGCCGCAGCCCAAGCUCAGCGCCCAGCUGCCCAGCUGGCUCCUGGCCCCCGCCUCCCGCCACCAGCGCCGGCGCCCCUUCCUGAGCGGGGAUGAGGACCCCAAGGCGUCCACGCUCCGCGUCGUGGUCUUCGGCUCCGAUCGGAUUUCGGGGAAGGUGGCUCGGGCCUACAGCAAUCUGCGGCGGCUGGAGAACAACCGCCCCCUCCUCACGCGGUUGUUCAAACUCCAGUUCUUCUACGUGCCCGUCAAGCGGGGCUCCGGCGCCUGCCCCAGCCCUGCGAGCCAGACGCCCCCACUCCCCGCGGACUCCCCCAGGCAACCCAGCCCUGCAGAGCUGGAGAGCACCAAUGAUAUCUCCCACUACCUCGGCAUGCUCGACCCCUGGUACGAGCGCAACGUGCUGGGUCUCAUGCACCUGCCGCCGGAGGUCCUGUGCCAGCAGUCUCUGAAGGCUGAAUCCCGGCCCCUGGACGGCUCCUCUGCCCAGCUGCCCAUCCUGGCGGACAUGCUGCUCUACUACUGCCGUUUUGCCGCCCGGCCCGUGUUGCUGCAGGUCUAUCAGACCGAGCUGACCUUCGUCACCGGGGAGAAGAUGACAGAGAUCUUCCUCCACUCCCUGGAGCUGGGUCACUCUGCCGCCACACGUGCCAUCAAGGCUUCCGGUCCUGGCAGCAAGCGCCUGGGCAUCGAUGGUGACCGGGAGGCCAUCCCUCUAACACUACAGAUUAUUUACAGCAAGGGGGCCAUCAGUGGCCGAAGCCGCUGGAGCAGCAUGGAGAAGGUGUGCACGUCCGUGAACCUCAGCAAGGCCUGCCGGAAGCCGGAGGAGCUAGACUCCAGCAUGGAGGCCCUGACGCUAAACCUGACCGAAGUGGUGAAGAGGCAGAACCCCAAGUCCAAGAGGGGCUUCAACCAGAUCAGCAUGUCACAGAUCAAAGUGGACAAGAUACAGAUCAUCGGCUCCAACGGCUGCUCCUUUGCGGUGUGUCUGGACCAGGACGAGAGGAAGAUCGUGCAGAGUGUGGUCCGGUGUGAGGUCUCGCCCUGCUACAAGCCGGAGAAGAGCGGCCUCCGCCCCCAACCCCAGAGGACCCCCGACCAGCCGGCCCAGGCCGUGCCCGACCUCUGCUCCCUCCUCUGCCUGCCAAUCAUGACGUUCAGCGGAGCUCUGCCUUAGUGGGGCCCUCACCAGCGAGCGGGGAAGCCUCCUCGGAGCCCCUCCCCACGCAAGGGGGGCGGCCGUGAGGGUCUCGCUCCCUGUGGGGAACUGAACGGCCCUCUGUUGCGUUGGGUCCUGCUGUGGGUCCCUGCGGCUGGCAGGGGCUUGGCGGUUUCUGGGUCCUCGGGGCUCUGUUUAGGAAGGACACAGGGAUGAGGGAGGGCGCAGCUGGCCACGCAGCCCCUCAGAUCCCUCACGUAGACAGGAGAGGGAUGGAGGGGCUGACCUCCAAACGCACCGGCCACUAGUGUGGUGUGGGAUCCUUUCUGGAAAGAUCUGAGCCUCUGGUGCUCUGGGGUGUGGCUUAGGCCUCCUCUCCCAACGUUGGCCAGGCCCCCCCCUCACUUUGUCAAAGACUUGGGGAAGCCUUUAUAUCUGUGGUUCAGAGUCCCCUCUACUCUGCAGUUCAGGCGGGAGAAACAAGGAUAAGAAUUUCUUUCCAGACCUUCAGUACCCCACCCCCACUUCUCUCUCUCUCUCUCACACACACAUGCACACACACGCACACACACACGCACACACGCAAAUUCCCCGGGUAUUCUGAAAAACAGCACUAAUCCUUUACCUGCCUGCUGUCAGGACAUAGAAGACAUUCUCUUGCGAGCCCCUUUCUGGGUCUGAGAGCUGGGGGGACAGGACAGGCACAGAUUCAGGAGCAGCUCAAUUACCUUCUAGCUGAAUGACCAGAAGGAAGUUAAUUAGCCUCUUCCAGCCUCCGCCUCCUCGGCUCUACGACCUUCGACCUUCGGGGGUUGAAAAGAAAUUGUCCGCAAGGUGCCUGGCCCGUGGCUGGCUCAUGGCCAGUGCUCAGGAAAGAUUAGCAGCCUCACCCUUAGGCGCCGACUCCCCUUGUGUGGUGCUGGGACACUGUCACGGCCCCUGGGACAGUCCUCGUUCACGCCUUUCCGAUUCAUCAUUGAAGCAGGACCAAGACUGAGGAGGUGGGGAGGGGUCAGUUUUACCCUCCGAAGGAGGAACGACCUUGGCGGGGACAAGAGGAGGGUGGCACGGGAGUCCCCAGCCUUUGCCGACUUCUCUCCCAGAUGGGACCCCGUGACCCCGCUCCCGUGUCACUCCUCAGGCUGGUGCACAUUAUGUGCGGAGUCUUGCAGCCCAGAAGGUUCACGGGCACCGUUCUGGUGCCUGGGCGAGAUCCCAGAGCGGGUAGAUCAAGAGCCUGGCUUUGCGGGGCUUCGUGCCUGGCUGGGGGCAGGGCGGCGGGGGGGAGGGGGUGGCGGAACCCGAGAGCCAAAAAUGUUAAAGCUGCCAGGUGGGAGCGGUUUGGAAGGAAGCAAGUGCGCGCUAGGGUCAUGGGGUGGAGGGCAGGGCUGAGGACCGGGAUUUGGACCGUGGGGGUGGAGGAAGGUGACUGUAUCCCGCCCAGAGCCCCUCCGUUGCCUCCUCCUGCUUCACCCGCUCCAAAGCUGGUGGGCUUGCGGGAGCCCCUGAAACGCCAGCCAAGACAGCCUGAUGGAAGUGAACAGAGCUGUCCCCCCCGCCCCCGCCACCUGUCCAUGUUCCAGGCUCCAGAGAGCAGCCGACCGUAUACCCUUGAUAGUUUGUUGUUGCAUGAACAAGUUCUACUACAGGAUAAACAGAUAUCCAAGAAUGAAAACAGUUUAAUAUUAUUUUCGAAUAAAACGUGGUUAGUCUUGUACGC
Lynx canadensis (Canada lynx) is the source of this 4969-nucleotide messenger RNA. RefSeq names its product phosphoinositide-3-kinase regulatory subunit 5 (gene PIK3R5). NCBI's taxonomy places the organism in Eukaryota, Metazoa, Chordata, Mammalia, Carnivora, Felidae. Gene Ontology annotation, cellular component: phosphatidylinositol 3-kinase complex, class IB. The coding region runs from base 16 to 3267 and encodes 1083 amino acids. The record is from RefSeq and is a predicted model, not a curated record. The transcript has 18 exons. Gene Ontology annotation, biological process: positive regulation of MAP kinase activity; G protein-coupled receptor signaling pathway. Gene Ontology annotation, molecular function: 1-phosphatidylinositol-3-kinase regulator activity.